AUGCCCAACCGAACCACAGUGACCGCAUUUCUUCUCCUGGGAUUCUCCGAUGUUCCAGAAGUGCAGAUUUUAUACUUCAUACUUUUCUUAGUAAUUUACCUGGCAGCACUGAUGGAAAAUCUUCUUAUCAUUACAGCCAUAGCAUUUGACCAUCAUCUUCACACUCCCAUGUACUUCUUCUUGAUGAAUCUGUCUGUCGUAGACCUUGGUUCUAUCUCUGUCAACAUCCCCAAAUCAAUGGCUAAUUCCCUAACCCACACUAGGUCAAUUUCCUAUGCUGGAUGUGUUGCCCAGGUUUUUUUCCUUGUCUUCUUGUUAGGAGCAGAUUUUUUCCUUCUCACUGUCAUGGCAUAUGACCGGUACGUUGCUAUCUGCAAACCACUGCACUAUGACAGAGUGAUGAAUAGUCAAGCUUGUGUCCAAAUGGCAGCCAGUGCCUGGAUCAGUGGUAGUCUCAAUUCUGCACUGCACACAGGGAACACAUUUAUGUUAACCUUCUGUGGAGGCAACAUGGUGGAUCAGUUCUUCUGCGAAAUCCCCAAGCUACUAAAGCUCACCUGCUCUGAAUCAUAUCUCAGUGAAGUUCAGGUUCUCACCUUUAGUGCAUGCUUAGGCUUAAGCUGCUUUGUUUUAAUAACUUUUUCGUAUGUUCAGAUCUUCAAAACAGUGCUGAGAAUCCCCUCUGAGCAAGGACGCCAUAAAGCCUUCUCCACCUGUCUUCCUCACCUCAUUGUGGUCUCUUUAUUUGUUUUCACUUGCAUCUUUGCCUACCUGAAACCCACCUCUAGUUCUACAUCGGGUCUGGAUCUUGUGGUGGCUCUUCUCUACUCCAUGUUACCGCCAAUGUUGAAUCCAGUUAUCUAUAGCAUGAGGAACAAGGACAUCAAAGCUGCAUUGAGGAGACUGACUGGGUGGACGUUAUUCACCAAGAAUUAA
This is a messenger RNA of Mauremys mutica (yellowpond turtle), 936 nucleotides long. RefSeq names its product olfactory receptor 14A16-like. The transcript has a single exon. Gene Ontology annotation, biological process: G protein-coupled receptor signaling pathway. Gene Ontology annotation, molecular function: olfactory receptor activity; G protein-coupled receptor activity. Gene Ontology annotation, cellular component: membrane. The record is from RefSeq and is a predicted model, not a curated record. NCBI's taxonomy places the organism in Eukaryota, Metazoa, Chordata, Testudines, Geoemydidae. Bases 1 to 936 code for a protein of 311 amino acids.